AUGGGUCUCCUCCAACUAUUUGAAGCUUCAUCGAUACCGGUUUUGAAUAUGCUUCUGAUGACUUGCGUUGGAUCAUUUCUUGCAACGGAUAGUGUUAAUAUUCUCGGGGAAGAUGCCAGGAAGCAUCUGAAUAAUGUGAGUUUCCCUCUUGCUUCUUGAUCAUUUUCAUGUUCCAUCUUCACUGAAUAUUAGAUUUUGUCCGCGCGUGCUCCUUGGGCAUUCACUGAACCACUUAUAUUUAUGAACAGAUCGUAUUUUUUGUGUUUAGUCCGGCUCUCAUCGCAGUCAAUCUCGCUAAGACAAUCACCUUCGAAAGCUUAGUUCUCCUGUGAGUUUAACUUCAACUUUAUAUCAAUGGGAAGAUCAUGGCUAUGCUUCGAUAACUAUGUUCUUAUUUUCUCUGCAUCCAUGAAGAGAUACAACGCAGAGUUCUUCUUACUGAAUUCUUUGUGUGGCUUUGCUUGAUGAGAGUGAUCUAUCUAUCUUUUCUGCAUGCUGAUGACAGACUCUUCACAUUAUACGCAGGUGGUUUAUGCCAAUUAAUUUAUUUCUCACGACUGUCAUUGGUUCCGGUCUUGGAUGGAUCGUCAUGAGAAUCACCAAAGCUCCUGCCCAUUUUAAAGGCAUCAUUUUAGGCAGUUGCGCUUCUGGUAAUGUUGAACUUACAAUGGUCAGGGGAAAUAAAUUCAGCGGUUUUAUUUCCAUGAUAAUGUUCUCAUUUACGUUAAUUUCUUUCAAACACGAUCAUGAACUAACAAUGGGAAUUAUUUUUUUAUUUGAACAGGAAACGUGGGCAAUAUUUUCUUUGUCAUUAUUCCUGCAAUGUGUAAAGAGAGAGGCAGUCCAUUUGGAGCUCCUGAUAUCUGCCGCACAUAUGGAUUAGCCUACUCCUCUCUUUCGUUGGCAGUGAGUCUCUGUUCUCCGAUAUCUUCAUGCUAGAUCUUCCUCUGUUUUAUUGGAAAAAUUACCAUGAAAGAGCGCCAUAUACAGAAAAUGCGCGUAUAUACUUUGAAUUAAUUUAUAUUUAUUUUAUUCCACUGCGGUGCUGAAGAUAGGGGCUUCCUUCCUGUGGUCUUACGUCUACAAUAUUAUGCGCUCAUCUUCGAAGUUGAAAGAAGAAGCGAGCUCAUACACGCAACAGACUUCGCCCACGGAGGAAUAUACGAGCCUGCUCCCAGAGAGAGGUAUUAAUGGUACGGAUUCCAUGGCUAAUGGGUCACUCGAUGGUCAUUCUGUAGAUGCAUCCGGACUUCCUCUCUCAAGCUCCGAUGGCUCUACCUCAAGAAGAGAGGUCAUUUGCCCAUAUUUCUCAUUAAAUUCUUGAUUCAAUUGUCGUGCUCCCAUGCUCAUAGAGAGACAAGUAUCCUAAGUUUAUGAAAGAUUCUCCAAACUAUGAACAUGGAUGCAGCUCGAUCCUUCUCUGGAUUUGGAAGUGGCCAGAUGGAAGAUAUCAUUCUUUUUUGUGUUUCAAUGCUUCCAAGAAAGGAAAGAAUAACGUAAAUAAAAUAAAAUUGGAGAUGUUAUUUUUGUGCUGAAGAGGUAUUUCUAUUGUAGACAUCGUAUGAAGUCAACUAUGCACAUGGAUUAAAACUUUUCAUUGUCCGAUACAGGAAAGAUUUUCAGUCCGGAUAAGUCAUCUCCUGGGGCCACUUUUGGGUAUUGACUUGAAGAAGAUUUUCGCACCUUCAACAAUCGGUGUGGUAUGAUCGCCACAUAUUUCUCCUUUUCUUUAUGAGAAUUAUGAUGCAGAUUAUGUCGCUAUAACUUCGUCCCACGUUGAUUGUUCCUUGCAUUCUUCCAGAGAACUGAUUUUCUAUGUAUCUUCUAAACAAUCUCUCAUGGUUAGGAGCCGGUGAUCACAUAUUUAACCAUGAAACAGGUUUUAUACAUGAUAUCAAAAACCUGGGCUUAAAGCCGCAGAAAAAAAAGGAGAUUAACCCACAAAUUAUAAAAAUAUGCACUCAUUUUCAUGAGCUCUCAUACUAUUUUUUUUUUUUUUUCACAUUCUAUCUUAAAUUUUGACUCAUAUGAUUUCGUGUUUGCGGACUGUCAUGGAUUUCACGGAUGUUUUUCCACAAUAUAUGAGGAAGAUACUCUUCUGCUGAAACAUGCUGCAGGAAUGAGCCAGUAUUCAUAAAAAAUGUAAAUAUCUCUGGAGAAACAGUGGUUCUUGAAUUAUUUUUAACUAUAAAGUAAUCAGAUAAUCUCUCAGAGCAGAAAAGAAAGCCAUUGUUCGAUGGCCACAGAUGCUCAGAACAAAGAGAGACAUGUGCGUGAGCAAGCUGUGUGCACCUGUUAGAAAUUACUUCAACAGUAAGAGAGGCAACUGUUUUUCGAAAUAGAAAUCCCCAGCAGAAAACUAAAGAAAGAGCUCCCAACUGAGCAACUGAAUCGAAUUUUCUUCAAUAUUUCGUUGCUUGUACAUGCGAUGGCCCAGAACCCAAUAUUUUUUGAAGGAGGCUCUACCUUAUUCUUUUCUUCCAAUGUCUGAUGACUUAUCUACCUUCAUAUUUUCAUACUCUAUUUCUGCAGAUCAUUGGGUUUACAAUUGGAGUAAUCCCACCAAUAAGGCGGUUGCUGAUCGGUGAAGAUGCACCUCUUCGCAUGAUAGAAGGCUCGGCUUCUAUCUUGGGGUAUUAGCAUUCUAAUUUACCGUUGUUUGGAUUGCAGUCUUCUAUACAAAUAUGUCCUGCGUAUUAUGUAAAUGAGCUAAUGGGAAACAAAGAUCCAAACGUAGGAUCUGUGAACAAGUCAUUUUGAGAUAUACCAUUGCUUCUGGAUAUGAGUAUAUCAUGUUGGCUAGAUAUUUCACCUGUUGCUUCGGAUGAACCUGGUUUACUUUGAUUUGGGCUACAGCAGGGAUAUAAACCUCGAGUUUUUAUUUGAUUUUAAGUAUCGGACGUUCAGGAAACAUUUUCAAUAGCAUUUUGGAUAUCUCCCUCUGAAAAUCUACAAAAUCUCACUUCAUCCAUUCUAAGUGCUUCUUUCGUCGAAUUUCUCUCUUACCCUUUCUUUUUGUUCUUCCCCGGUGUGUAGGGAGGGAUCAAUUCCAUCCAUCACACUUAUUAUGGGAGGAAACCUCAUCAAAGGUGGCAACUUGGCUCUCUCUCUCUCUCUCUCUCUCUCUCUCUCUCUGUGUGCUGAUAUCACGUUUAUUUGUCUGAUUUUCUCAUUGGGUUGACCACAAGAUGACUUUUGGCUGUUCUCUUACCAGGCCUAUAUGGAUCUGACAUCCGAAGCUCCCUCAUUAUUGGAGUUGUAGUAGUUCGUUUUAUAAUCCUUCCCAUAAUAGGGGUAGGCAUUGUCAAAUGGGCAAUUCAUCUUGGUCUGGUGCACUCAGAUCCCCUGUACCAGUUCAUUCUAUUCUUGCAAUAUGCAGUUCCUCCUGCAAUGAACAUCGGUAAAGCACACCAUCUUUUUUAUCAGAUUGGCAUUUGGGUUUCUUCACGUUUCUCCUCUGUUCUGACUUGUGUUAUCUGGUCAGUCACCAUCACUCAACUGUUUGGCACUGGCAAGAGCGAGUGCGCAGUUAUUUUUCUAUGGACAUACAGCCUGGCUUCGGUUUUCAUGUCACUUUGGUGCACCUUUUUCAUGUGGCUUGUUCUGUGA
Messenger RNA from Spirodela intermedia, 3609 nucleotides. The record is from the annotation of a GenBank genome assembly. Lineage: Eukaryota; Viridiplantae; Streptophyta; Magnoliopsida; Alismatales; Araceae.